Molecule: messenger RNA, 1669 nt
Organism: Felis catus (domestic cat)
Lineage: Eukaryota; Metazoa; Chordata; Mammalia; Carnivora; Felidae
Gene: OR10A5
Product: olfactory receptor 10A2
Exons: 1
Coding region: 426-1379 (317 amino acids)
Biological process (GO): G protein-coupled receptor signaling pathway
Cellular component (GO): membrane
Molecular function (GO): G protein-coupled receptor activity; olfactory receptor activity
Source: RefSeq, a predicted model, not a curated record
UUUUCUUUAUCCUUUCAUCCACUGACGGACAUUUAGAUUGUUUCCAUGUCUUAGGUAUGGUGACUAAUGUCACAAUAAACAUGGGAGAGCAAAUAACUCUUAACACCAUCUCAAAGGUAUUAAGUGUGCAACAGUAAAUGGGUAUGAGUAAAUACGAUAUGAUUUGUUUUAGAAAAUAUGGUAAAAAAGCAGAAAAUACAUCAUGAAAGAGUAACAAUAGGAAAUGAUGAACUCUUUCCAGAGCUCAGGCUCCAUUCUUCCUUGUGUUUUAUUCUUAGACAGCUCAAGGCCCUUUCUUUUCCAACUGAGAUCCUGACCCAGGCUCUUUUCCUGACACUAAAAAGGAGUCUGAUAAACCAAGAUUCUGAUUCUUCCAAUCAAGAAUCUCUCUCCAUGACUGAAGCUGGAGAUUCAUUUCUGUAUUGAUGGCUGAAGGAAACCGGACAAGGGUUGGGGAGUUUAUCCUCAUGAGCUUCUCUUCCCUACCUACUGAAAUACAGUCACUACUCUUCCUGACAUUUCUAAUCAUCUACCUGGUCACGCUAUUGGGAAACAGCCUCAUCAUUCUUGUUACCUUGGCUGACCCCAUGCUGCACAGCCCCAUGUACUUCUUCCUCAGGAACUUGUCCUUCUUGGAGAUUGGCUUCAACCUAGUCAUCGUGCCCAAGAUGCUGGGGACCCUGCUUGCCCGGGACACAACCAUCUCCUUCCUUGGCUGUGCCAUGCAGAUGUAUUUCUUCUUCUUCUUUGGAGUUGCUGAAUGCGUCCUCCUGGCCACCAUGGCAUAUGACCGCUAUGUAGCCAUCUGCAAUCCCUUGCACUACCCAGUCAUCAUGAACCAGAGGACACGUGCCAAAUUGGCUGUUGCCUCCUGGUUUCCAGGCUUUCCCGUAGCUACUGUGCAGACCACUUGGCUCUUCAGCUUUCCAUUCUGUGGCACCAACAAGGUGAACCACUUCUUCUGUGACAGCCCACCUGUGCUGAGACUGGUGUGUGCAGACACAGCAAUGUUUGAGAUCUAUGCGAUUGUUGGAACUGUGCUGGUCGUCAUGAUACCCUGCAUGCUGAUCCUGUGUUCCUACAUGCGCAUUGCUGCUGCCAUCCUUAAGAUUCCAUCAGCUAAAGGGAAGCAUAAAGCCUUCUCUACCUGCUCCUCCCACCUCCUUGUUGUCUCCCUUUUCUAUGUGUCAUUAAGCCUCACCUACUUCCGGCCUAAAUCCAAUAAUUCGCCUGAGAGCAAAAAGCUGCUGUCAUUGUCCUACACUGUUGUGACUCCCAUGUUGAACCCCAUCAUCUAUAGCCUGAGAAAUAACGAGGUGAAGAAUGCCCUUGGCCGGACCUUCUGCAAGGCUUUCGGCCUUAGAAUUUGCAUCCCAUAGACGUUAAGAAAUGAGAGUAAAGUGUACUCAAUGUGGAGCAAUCAGGUUCAUAUUUGGGAUUCCUCUGCCUCCCUUGCCAUCUCUGUUGGGAUGAAACCCAGCUGCUGAAAUGACUAUUGGGAAGCUCAGAAGAGGGGAAAGAGCAGAGAAGUAGGUUGGCCCUGUUCCUACCACCUGGAAACUCCUCUGUUCAUUGUAGGUUUAAGUUAUUUUUCUUAUUGGUACAGUGGCACUUUGACACUUCUAUGACUAACCUAUUCCUGGUAUUGACUUUGUUAAUGUGUGCCAAU